AUGUCUCAUUCUUCUCUUCUCACCCCUUCCUCUUCUCUUCUUUCUCCUAUCCCCUCUUCUUCUUCUUCUCCUCACUCUCACAGUUCUUCUCUUCUCUCCGGUAUGAUUUGCAGGAAAUUGAGGAAAUCUGUGGAAUUUAGAAAGACUACUCUAAAAUCUCCUGUGAAAGCUGUUUAUAAGGAUGAAUUUUGGGGACCUCAGAGGAGUUUGCGUAAGGGUAUUUGGUCCAUAAGGGAGGAUUUGGAUGUCCCGUCUUCGCCUGUCUAUGCUCAAGGACAAGGGCCUCCUCCAAUGGUUCAGGAGCGUUUCCAGAGUGUUAUAAGCCAGCUUUUCCAAUAUAGAAUAAUCCGUUGUGGUGGAGCGGUUGAUGAUGAUAUGGCGAAUAUCAUAGUUUCUCAGCUCCUUUAUCUUGAUGCUGUUAAUCCAAAUAAGGAUAUUGUCAUGUAUAUAAACUCUCCGGGAGGAUCGGUUACAGCUGGUAUGGCAAUAUUUGAUAUAAUUAGGCAUAUCAGACCUGAUGUGUCCACAGUUUGUGUUGGACUGGCGGCUAGUAUGGGAGCUUUUCUGCUUAGUGCUGGGACCAAAGGAAAAAGAUUCAGCUUGCCAAAUUCAAGGAUAAUGAUUCAUCAACCGCUUGGUGGUAUUCAAGGAGGGCAAAUUGACGUAAAUAUUCAGGCAAACGAAAUGCUGCAUCACAAGGCAAACCUGAAUGGAUAUCUGGCCUAUCACACUGGUCAAAGUCUAGACAAAAUUAACCAGGAUACUGACCGUGAUUAUUUUAUGAGUGCAAAAGAAGCUAAAGAGUAUGGACUCAUUGAUGGUGUCAUUAUGAAUCCUCUCAAAGCUCUCCAGCCUUUGGCAGCUGCAGAAGAGGGUAACGAUCGGGCUAUUGUUUGA
Messenger RNA from Vicia faba (fava bean), 897 nucleotides. The record is from the annotation of a GenBank genome assembly. Lineage: Eukaryota; Viridiplantae; Streptophyta; Magnoliopsida; Fabales; Fabaceae.